GGGGCCUUUUCCGGCUGCGGGGCUCCGUGUCCGUGUGGGUCCCGCGUGGGUCCCAUCCGGAGGUCCGUUCCUCGCCGCACGGACACAGCGAUUCUGUUUCGGGUAUUCCAUCCGCAGCUCUUCGUUUAGUAGUGGUCCGUGUGACGCCUGCACUGGUGCCGAUCAGUUGCUGUGUAUGCGCGUUAGCGUUUGCUUGGUUGUCUUCAUAGCUGUGGAAUGAAUUGCGUUAAUAAAAUACGCUCCUCUCUCUCACGCGGACAUGUAAAGCGAGUAAUUGCGCUCCUGCCGUCAGUGAGUGCUGGAAAACAAAUCCCAAGUGCAGUCUGUUCAAGAACUCUGUUUGGAGGAUGACAGGAGAUGGCUGAAGGAGUACCGUGAAGCCUUUUGCUGUGGUCUGACCGUACAGAUCCCAGAACCUAUUCCACUUGCAGAUACAACGUGUGCUUCUCAAGUAAAUGGGCACACUGUGAGCCUGCAGACUUACUCAGGGGACAAAAACCAGGAGAUGCUUUUUGUGAGGACAGCUGUGCUACACCUCCAUCCUGCUGAGUCUUGGAAUUUCCUUUGGACAAACUCCUGUGACAGAAGGAGUUCCUGCAGCGGUGGCCACCUGAGGAGGCAAAGGAUUGCUGAUAGCUGCCAGCAGAGCCUCGGUGAUUCUUACCCACGUGGGACACUUCAGAGAACUGGGAACAAGGCCUGCUGCCAAACUUGUGCUUGAAACCCUACACAGGAAGAACCAUUUGUCAGAUGUCACCCCAACAGGAGCUGCUGAAUUCAAGUGCGCUUCUGGAGGAAAAAAUAACAAUUUAGAUAUUUACCAGGAAGGAAAGAAAGUUAAAAGUAGAGUGACAGUGACUUCAAAGAGGGUGUCUGACUUGGAAGAAUAACACUUUUGCUGGUGCUGGUUUUAGGAGUACCAGCUGUGCCUGUGUUUGAAGGAUGGAGCAGGUGUUUCAGCCAGGUCAGUAGCCGAGGUUGUGAAGUGGUGCCUGGCACACAGCCUGGCCUUGGAGGAGCAUUUUGGAGAGAGCAUCACCCCGUUAGCACCAUGGGAGCUCCAGCCCCAGGGUCUGUGCUGCUGCUCGCUGUGCUGAUGGGGCUCUGUGCUCCCCCAGUGGCACAGGGGAAGCCAAACUUCAUCAUCAUUCUGGCAGACGAUCUGGGCUGGGGGGACCUGGGGGCCAACUGGGCCGAGACGAAAGAGACCCCACAUUUGGAUGAGUUGGCUGCUGAAGGGACAAGGUUUGUGGAUUUCCACUCGGCUGCCUCCACCUGCUCACCAUCCCGCGCCUCUCUGCUCACGGGGCGCCUCGGCCUGCGCAAUGGGGUGACCCACAACUUUGCCAUCAGCUCGCUGGGCGGCCUGCCCCUCAAUGAGACCACGCUGGCUGAGGUGCUGCGGGCAGCAGGGUACAGCACAGCAGCUAUAGGCAAAUGGCACCUGGGGCACCAUGGCCACCACCACCCCAUCUUCCGUGGGUUCGAUUAUUACUUCGGGAUCCCCUACAGCCAUGACAUGGGCUGCACAGACACCCCUGGCUACAACGUGCCACCCUGCCCAAGCUGCCCACAGCACAGCGCAGCCACCAGCCCCAGCAAUAAAGACUGCUACACGGAUGUAGCCCUUCCUCUCUUUGAGAACCUCACUAUCAUCCAGCAGCCUGUCAACCUCAGCAGCCUGGCGGAGCGGUACGUGGAGGCGGCAGCACGCUUCAUCCGGCAGGCAAGGGACAGCAGACGUCCCUUCUUCCUCUAUCUGGCGCUGGCCCACAUGCACGUGCCACUGCAGAUUGCCCCACCACAGGACAGGGGUAUCUAUGGGGCUGCCCUGCGUGAGAUGGAUGCCCUGGUGGGACAUCUCAAGCACCUGGCCGACAGCUGUGGGAAGGGCAGCACACUGCUGUGGUUCACAGGUGACAACGGCCCUUGGAUGCAGAAGUGUGAGCUAGCGGGACGCCUGGGGCCACUGCUGGGGGCCUGGCAGAGGGCACGAGGAGGCAGCCCUGCCAAGCAAACCACCUGGGAAGGAGGGCACCGGGUGCCAGCACUGGUGUACUGGCCUGGCCAUGUCCCUGCUGAGCGGAGCAGCCGCGCCAUGCUGAGCACCCUGGACGUCUUCCCCACACUGGUGGCCCUGGCUGGAGCCACACUUCCCCCAAACAGGCGCUUUGAUGGCAUGGACAUGUCCCCGGUUCUCUUUGGGCUGUCAGACGUGGGACACAAGAUGCUGCUUCACCCCAACAGCGGGGCAGCAGGGAAGGACGGGGCGGUCGAGGCGCUGCGGCUGGCUCAGUACAAGGCGUUCUACACCACAGGAGGGGCGAAGGCUUGUGAUGGAAGCAUUGGGCUAGAAGAGCAUCACUGGCCACCGCUCAUUUUCAACUUGGAUCGCGAUAUCCAGGAGCACGAGCCUUUGGACGUGGCAUCCAGGGAGUAUCAGGCAGUGCUGCCUGCAAUCAGCAGGGCUUAUGCCCAGGCCCUGGAGGAUAUUGCAACAGACAACAUCACGGUUGCAGACUACUCCAAGGACCCGGCAGCGGUGCCCUGCUGCAGCACACAGCACGAGGCCUGCCGGUGCCACACAGCCACAUCUCACACAGCCUCGCUGCACCAGCGCACGGACAGAAGAGCAACACAGCUUUGUGUGUAAGCAAAUCAUUGCUCAAGCUGCUUCUCUUCCAAUCCCGGUUUCUGUGAACGGGACUGCUGUUCAUGCUGGCUGCAGGCUUGAGGUUGGCCCAGUGGGCAGGGAUGGAGGCUGCAGCUCCCCGUGCUCUGCGCCUUGCACAGAGCCUUCCCUCAGCUGUGUGUGAGGGAGCAGACAGAGGGUCCCGUUUGCUGCAGCUCUAUGCAGAGCAGCACUGUCCCCUGGCUGGAGCAGUCACUGCAGCACCUGGUGGCUCUGGGCUUUUUGCAGGGCUACAUGUCCCUGACAUCUUGCUAGAUGGGAUGCUUGGUGUGUCCUGCAGCUGCUGUGCAUUGCAUAGCGGAGGCCAGAGAUUGUCUUGGGAGAAGUAUCUGAGUCCUGAUAUUUUGAAAGGCUUUGUGUAAACAGGUGUGCAAUGCAGAACUGGAGGAACUGCUCCCUGUCAACUGUGUAUAUGCAUCUUCUAGGGAGCUCAGAGAGAGGGUCCCAAGGUGUCCAGGCAGCCCAGUGCUGCAGGCAGACUCAGCUCCUACCAACCCCGAUGCGAUGCUGCAGGGCUGGGCGAGGCUCUUGUGGGACAUUUGUGGGCACAUGCAAAAGCCUGAGGAGCUGCAGAGGCAAAACUGAAGUUGCAACUGAAACUCAGAAACCACCAGGAUUUCCCAGCAACUGAGUGAGGGUUUUCUGAAACACAUUUGGACUCCAAAUUGCGCACCCAGGUCUUUCUUUGGACAAGCCGUAAGUGGCUUGUCCCAAGCAAAGCAAGGUGUUACACCAGCCACUGGGAGUUGUAAUUACGGGCAGCACUGCUGAAAUUAGAGGGGCUGCCCAACCGUUUGCAAUUAGCACUGGCCCACAGCCUCCCACAGCAGCACAGUGUGGCUUUGGCUGGGCUGGGUCCGGAUGGUGCCGGAGCCACCAACCUCUCAGCAGAGCCCCAAACCCACUUGCUAAAGCUUAAUCAAGACUGACAUCUUUAGGGCCCCACAAAGAACAGCAGGAGCACGGGCAGCGAGCUGCCAGGGACGGACUGUGACUUUAUUCUGUCUUUAGCUGUAGCAAAUCGCAUCUUUUCUUGUGUCACUGCAAAAAUACUUUGCUUGGGUAAAAUAGUAUGUACUGUACAAA
This is a messenger RNA of Lagopus leucura (white-tailed ptarmigan), 3778 nucleotides long. It is a transcript of the gene ARSG, whose product is annotated as arylsulfatase G. Lineage: Eukaryota; Metazoa; Chordata; Aves; Galliformes; Phasianidae. The record is from RefSeq and is a predicted model, not a curated record. Gene Ontology annotation, molecular function: arylsulfatase activity. The coding region runs from base 1052 to 2653 and encodes 533 amino acids. The transcript is spliced from 14 exons.